UGAAAUUAGGAUCAAAUACUUCAUGUAAAGUGUACAGUAUAUUUAAGGAUUGUAGGUCUAUUAAAAUUUGGCUUUUGAAUGUGAAAUAGGCUACAUUAUUGUUAUUUCAGUUUACACGGAAUUUCUUGUCUGUAUCGAAUUGCGUGUCGAUUAUUCAUAUAUCUGUUUGCGGAAAUGAAAUUGACGAUUCCUUUUUAAAGAUAAAAAAAAUAUAUAUCGCUUUGCUGUCGGCUGGUUCCCGAUUCAUCAAUACUAGUAAUACAAGGAAUAGUUUGUUCAAGCGAAAAUAUCGUAAAUGUGUUUCCACAUUUUUUUUUUAUAUUUUAACACCGGGUACGAUUAUGAUUGACUGUUUGAGAAAAAGAAUAUAGAAUAAAUCUCUCCUGGAAAUAUUUUGAAAUAACGUUCACGGAAAUACAGUGUUCUAUAGUUAUUUUACUUGUAUAUAUCUGUCUUACGACAGCAUUUUGUAUUGUGAUAUGUUGACCAGACUUCACGGAGUUGUUUCAUGAAAUCAACAAAUGUUUUUUAAUAUAAUGAAACCUUUCUGUACUUGUCUGGUGCCAAAUUCAUAGUGAUUAACUGUGGUACAGAUAACUAAAUUUGUCAGGUAAAACGGUUUCGUUCAGUUGGAUUAUGAACUAUUUUGAAGUAUACAAUAUUCCAUGAAUAUAAAAAAAGAGUGUACUAGAAUUUAAGUCUUUAAUAAUUAAUCUGUACUAGAAUGUGAUAUUUUAUCGUCUGCGAGUGACUUUCAUCUAAAACAUGAAUGCUAUUAUUAAAGUAUGUUUGCUAAACAUGAAUAUAGCUAAAUAUUUUGAUGAAAUAAUUGCAUUUGUUUAACUCAUUUGCUGCGAAAGCCAAAUUAAUUAAUAUUGUCAUGGAUAGAAGUAACUUGAUAACUAAGGGUAAACUAAAUGAGUAUUCGUUGUUUCGGUCUGUGGUCUGAAUAUAUUGUAAACACUUUAAUUAACAUUCUGAAUAAUUCAGCUUAACGUUGAUACAAUGUAAUAAAAUUAAUUUAUAUCUAUCUAUAUUUGGAAAUAUUGUGUGUUUUCCUCUGCGACCGACUUCGUGACCAGCAGCUGUUUGUCUGUUUGCGGAAAUGAAAUUAACCAAUGAUCUUAAUACAUCAAGACGUUUACACACUCAUCUGGCGCCAAAAUUAUAUCAAUGAUACCAGAAACCAAUAUACUGAGGGGAAAUUUGGCAACAACUGGAUAUUCUAGAUAUGUGAUAGAAAUAAAUUCAUGAUUGCUUCGACUGUUUGACCCUAACGGUAAAGUGUGUAUUGCAAUGUUAUUGAUACAUUUAUUUGCUUUAGAACGAGAGCUGCCAUUGACUGAGAGGAAAUUGUACAACUGCGUGCAAUAUUUGAUUUGAUAUCUCUAAGUGUAAUUUGAUAUUUUUCGGCAUGGCAAGAAAUAGGAGGAUUUCGACGUCUAUGAAAUUUGCAGUAGGACAGGGAUGUUUCUUGUUUCUUGUACUUGUCCUGUGUGUUGGAUUUUCUGUGACAAAGGUUAUAGUUGGUUCCGAGUAUGUGAGCAAAUGUCCUUCAAGGGAAAUGAUCCCAGUGUACAUUAUUGUAAGCGGUUGUCUCCCUGUAUUGUUAAGCGCAGUGAGACAACGAUAUGACAGUACCCAAGCAUCGGAGAAAGAGAGAUGGUCUAUGAAAAUAACGCUUGUUACCACCGUAGUUGGAGUGAUGGUCAACCUUGCGUGGCUUGUGGCCGGGACAUAUCUAGUUGUAACGACAUGGAGUGGAACUAUUUGUAAUACACCAGAAAGGGUUUUGACAAGCUUACUGCCUCAGUUUUCGACUACACCCGCACCAAAUGCGACUGUCAAAUCAAAUCAUGCCAACAGUCAAGGGAUAUUAACACAAUCUUUUACCGAAAUCCCCAUACCUAAUGCUACCGGCAACGGCAUUCGUAAUGUCAAGAAUACGAACAAGAGUCUAGACCAAGAUCGCGCUGAUGAAGAUGAAAAUAAAGUAAGUCCGAACAAUAAGGAGACUGAAAGGAAAAUAAUGGAUAAUGUGAGAUUAAAGAAUCUGACGCUUGGUGAAAACAACACAUUCUUUACACCUUUUAAUCAUACAAAUAAAGCACUAGUAAACAUAAAUGAAACAAAGAAAGAUCAAACUUUUAUGAAAGGAGAAGAAAAAACUAAAAGUGGUGCUUCCCGCACAAGUAAUAAAGACUCUUUGAAUGAGAUUGAAAACGGCGAAGACGUUGAUGACCAAAUUUAUCAAAUUAAUGGUGACAAAAACCUUGAAGGUUUGAUAAACGAUAGAGUUUCUAAGACUGGUAAGCAAUCUAAGAAUGGAGAUGUAAGCACCAAGAGUGUAACAGACGUUGAAAGAAGUCAGACUAAGUUAUUUGAUACCGAUAUCAGAAUAAACAAGGUUCAUAAUGAGCACAAAUAUUACUCUGAGUUUACUAACUCAUCUAGUCAAGACAAGUUAUGUAUAACAUGUAAUAAAGAUAUUUUAAGAUUUUCUCUGGCGGUAGUUGUAAUAGACUGGGUUUGUGUAAUAUUUGGGAUAAUGUACUUCUGCCAUUUUGUUUAUUAUAGAUUUUCAUCCAUAAAGGAGCAUAUUUUGCUAAUAAAUGCUUAAAACUUAACAGUUACAAACAGUUGAAAUAACAUUAAAUUGUGUAAAUAAAACGUCUUCUUUUGUUCCU
Molecule: messenger RNA, 2687 nt
Organism: Mercenaria mercenaria
Lineage: Eukaryota; Metazoa; Mollusca; Bivalvia; Venerida; Veneridae
Exons: 4
Coding region: 1415-2620 (401 amino acids)
Source: RefSeq, a predicted model, not a curated record